AUGCCGUCCGCGAGCGUCGUGGGGGCCACGCUCAAGGACUCCGUCAACGCGUGGCCGCCGCAGAGGAAGCCCCUGGACAAGGAUGCCCCUAACAUCGUCCUCAUCAUGAACGACGACUCUGGGUACGGCCACUCGGAUACGUUCGGCGGGCCAGUUCACACGCCAGCUCUGUCCAAGGUCUACGCCGCUGGCAUCGCCUACAACCGCUUCCACAACGUGGCCAUCUGCUCCCCGACGCGGGCGGCGCUGCUGACGGGCAGGAACCACCACGCCAUCGGCACGGGGCAGAUCACCGAGGCCGCCUCCGGCUUCCCCGGGUACACUGGCAGGAUCCCCAAGACCGCCGCCACAGUCGCCAAGGUCCUCGGCGCCUACGGCUACGACACCGCGUGCUUCGGCAAGUGGCACAACACGCCGGUCACGGACCUCACCGAGACGGGGCCGUUCGACCAGUACCCGACGGGCCUGGGUUUCUCGUACUUCUACGGCUUCCUGGCGGGGGAAACGCAGCAGUUUUACCCCAGGCUGUUCAAGAACAACGUCCCCAUCGAGCCGCCGUUCUCCCCCGAGGAAGGCUACCACCUCACAGAGGACCUUGCGAACCAGACCAUCAAGUUCAUCCGGAACAAUCGCGCAUUCACUCCCGAGCGGCCGUUCUUCAUCUACUACGCUCCGGGUGCCACACACGGUCCACACCAGGUUCCUUUGGCUUGGGCAGACAAAUACAAGGGAAAGUUCGACAUGGGCUGGGAAGCGCUGCGCGAGAUCACGUACCAGAAGCAGAAGGACAUGGGUUGGAUCCCCAGCGAUGCGCAGUUGACGCCGAUCGAUCCAACGAUGAUCAAGUGGGCAGAUAUCCCCGCCAACCAGACGGCCUUCCAGGUUCGCCUUAUGGAGGUGUACGCGGGCUUCCUCGAGCACACGGACACGCAGACCCUCAAGAUCCUUGAUGAGCUCGACGCCCAGGGGCUCACAAACAACACAUUUAUCAUCUACGUCUACGCGGACAACGGCGCAUCCGCGGAGGGCCUGUAUGGGACCUUGGCCGAGCUCCUCGCCGAGAACGCCAUACCGACGAGCGUCGACGACCAGAUCGAGGCGCUGGACAGCCAGUUCGGUGGUCUGGACGCGCUGGGCACCAAGCAUUUGGACAACAUGUAUCAUGGCAGUUGGGCCUGGGCGGGCGACACGCCUUUCAAGAGCACCAAACUGGUCGCGGCGCACUUCGGUGGCACUCGCACUCCCCUGGUCUUUUCGUGGCCGAAGGUGAUCAAGCCCGACACAGUCCCCCGCUCUCAGUUCCACCACGUAAUCGACGUCGUGCCCACGAUCUACGAGGCCGUGGGCAUUAAAGCCCCUUCCGCAGUGGAGGGAAUCAGGCAACAGAAAAUCGACGGCGUGUCCAUGGUGUACUCGUGGCACAAUGCCACCGCUGAAGGACGCAGGCGCGAACAAUAUUUCGAGGUCAUGGGUAGCCGCGGCAUCUACAAAGACGGUUGGUUCGCGUGCACGCUAGGGCCGCGCAUCCCCUGGCAUCCAAAUGCGACCAGGCUGGACGUGUGGGACCCCGACACGGACGUCUGGGAGCUGUACGACCUCGAGGCCGACUUCUCCCAGGCGGCCGACCUCGCCCAGCAGAAGCCCGACAAGUUGGCGGAGAUGAAGUCUUUCUUCAGUGUGCAGGCCGCCAUCAACAACGUGCUCCCAAUUGGCGCUGGCUUGUACACGAUCUACUACCACCCAGACGAGGCCCCCAAAUCGCCCCUCACAGAGUGGAACCUCUUCGAGGGCCAGGUCAGAGCGGCCGAGUCGAACGCGCCCCUGUACCGCAGCGGCUUCUCGUCUCUGGCCACCGCCCGCGUCAAUCUGCUGCCGGGCGCGUCAGGGAUUCUCUUUUGCGUGGGCGGCACCGGCGGAGGCUUCACGGUGUACAUGGACCACGGCUACCUAUCCAGUUGCGUUGCCGCGCGGCUCCGCCACCGCCGCGGUGGCGGAUAUGCAGAGUACUUCGCCACCCUCGUCUACAACUACACGGUCAUUUCGUCCGAGCCGCUCGCGGCUGGCCCCGCGAAGAUCGAGGUGGAGGUCAUGUUCGACGAGAGGAAGCCCCGUUCCCCUGCAGACAUCACAUUGUCUGCCAACGACACGGUCGUGGGGAAGGGCCGGGCACUCCUGUCCGUCCCGCUGGUGUUCGAUGCAUCGGAGACUUUCGACGUGGGCAUGGACCUGGGGUCGCCUGUAUCACUGCGCUACGAGGACCGGCUGCCUUUCAAAUUCGAGGGCACGAUCUCUUCUUUGAACAUAAAGUAUAUUAACACGUCGGUGUUGUCGCCUCAGUUGAACAUGAUCUGA
Molecule: messenger RNA, 2352 nt
Organism: Prorocentrum cordatum
Lineage: Eukaryota; Dinophyceae; Prorocentrales; Prorocentraceae
Source: the annotation of a GenBank genome assembly